UGGCGUUUCAACCCUGAUAACAAAAGCUGUCGACACUGUGUGGAGUUGGACUUGAGAUCUGUGAUUUUUAAAUGUGUAUGGUUAUAUUUGCGCCGAUUUUUGCCAUCUGUGCUUUUGCAACAUGUGGAGGAUACUAUGGUCGUCUCCAGGUUAAAGUGGACUGUGGAGGCAGGAGGCAGAGUAACCUCAGCAUCAACAUUGAUUUUGGCUAUCCUUUCAGAUUACAAGAUGUGCAUUUCAAGGCUCCCUUGUGUGAGGCAGAGAGGGAAGAGAUUAUUUUCCUGGAUGGCGACUUUUCCUCAGCUGCUCAGUUUUUCCUGACUGUGGGUGUUUUUGCUUUCCUGUACUCUCUGCUGGCAACCAUUGUCUAUGUCUUCUACCAGAACAACUACUUGAAGAACAACAGAGGCCCGCUUGUGGACUUUGUUGUUACAGCCGUCUUCUCCUUCAUGUGGCUGGUCAGUAGUUGCUGUUGGGCCAAAACUCUUUCUGAUAUCAAGACGGCCACAAACCCAACACAGGUGCUUCUGCUCAUAUCAGCCUGCAGAGCUCAGGAGAACAAAUGCACGGCCACCCAGGAGCCUCUCUGGUCACAACUUAAUACAUCUGCGGUUUUUGGUUUUGUAAACGUCGUCCUCUGGGUUGGAAAUAUUUGGUUUGUCUUCAAAGAGACAGGCUGGUACAAGACAGGUCAGAGAUAUCCAACCAGGAGUGCUUCUGGGAAACGUGCCAGUGAAAUGCGGCAGCGGCUCUACAGUGAGAGCAGCUUCGAGCAGCCGGAGGAGGGUUUUGGUCCACAACCCUCCAGACAAGACAGUUUCAAUCAGCAGAUCAACAGGCAAGUUAGCUUCAACCAGUCACAAGUAAGCUUGAGUUUACCGCACGCAUAUCUCGGCAAACCAGUAAUUUAGUGGCUUCUCAAGGGCCGAUGAUAUUUGUCAAUGAGAUGUGAUUUUGCUCUUGUAUAAUGCUCUACAUGGUGAACGAGAUGGGAAAAUUAUUUUUAAUUUAGAUUAAAUGAAAACACUGAUGGUAACUUUUUGGCAAAUGUGGUGUUCAUAACGUGAUUUAUUAAAUUCUAACUUUUUUUUCAAUUGAUGGACUUGGAGUUGGGCGAUUCCCCGAUGUCCAAGUUGUACCUGGAAAUGGAGAAACUGAGUGGUCAAAUAAAACAGUAAAAUAAUAAUAAUAAUAAUAAUAAUAAUAAUAAUAAUAAUAAUAAUAAUAAUAAUAAUAAUAAUAAUAAUAAUAAUAAUAAUAAUAAUAAUAAUAGGCAGAUGGAAUAUUUUUAGGAUUCAAAUAUAAUAAUUAUACUGGAUCAAUGAAAAUGAAAUAUUCACAUAACAUAAAAACAACGUAGUAGGCUGAUCUUCUUUCAGUAAAGGCCCUAACCCUAACCCUAAAAUAGACACUAUAAUAUAACUGCUAACUUUUGUUCAGACAGCUUUUUAUAACAUAUAGAUAGACUUAGAAUUUGCAUUUACUAUAAGUUUGGUGUAAUAAAAAUCCAUUAACUAUGUUAAAUAAAUGAUUUACUUCAGUGAAACAAAGUACUGUGGUAGCACUUGGUCUGCAGGUAUAUAUGACAAUAUGUUGUCUCCAAAACCCCAGAAAAUCAUUGCAUAAAAUGUCAAAGAAUAAAUGAACAAUGAUGUAGUUGUUUGCUUUUGUUUGGACUUAUGUGAUGUUG
Cottoperca gobio is the source of this 1690-nucleotide messenger RNA. RefSeq names its product synaptoporin b (gene synprb). The transcript is spliced from 5 exons. Gene Ontology annotation, cellular component: synaptic vesicle; synaptic vesicle membrane. NCBI's taxonomy places the organism in Eukaryota, Metazoa, Chordata, Actinopteri, Perciformes, Bovichtidae. The record is from RefSeq and is a predicted model, not a curated record. Bases 72 to 911 code for a protein of 279 amino acids.